AUGAACGAAAAAAGUUGGAAUCUUUUGCAGGAGAUGCAGGAAAGAGGACACGCACGAGAGUUGGGCCACUUGGAAAACUAUUUUACCGCUUGUCAGCGUCAAGAUCUGUACACAAAUUUCAGCAUGUUUUGUGAGCUAUCGGAUUCAUUUACUCGCAAAGAGUUAGCUUGUGCAAUAAGAGCGGUUUGUUUGGAUAAUCCGAUCUUAGUGCACACAGUACUUCCCAGAAACGACAAAAAUCACAGCUUGGAAUACUAUAGUAGUGAUGAGCAUUUAUCAAAACCUAUAACGUCGCAUGAAUACAUGAGACUAUUGCAGAAAGUUGAAAUCUCUGAUAUUCUGAUGAACGAGCAGCCCGAAUACGCUAGCAUUUCGAAGGAAAUACUUAACCUUUAUGAGACCCAAGGUCAUAAGUAUACCAGUGAAAUCUUCGACAUUGGAUCAACAAUCCGGAUAACUUAUGGAGACCCUUCCAAGCCCAACUGGAGAAUUUUGUGUUUUCCUGGAACGUCGGAGGAUUCGUUUUCAAAACUGUUGCUAUUCUCCAACCAUUGUUCAAGCGAUGCUAGCUCAGCAGCCAAUUUUUUCAAAGACUUGUCUUCCCACCUCAACAAUCCUCCCGUCCAUUCUGCACCGGACGGAGUUAUUUUUGACUACACCGCUGACUACAAUAUAGUGAGUAAACUGCCUAUCCCAAUAGACGAACGCGUCAACUACAAACCACCUUUGACUUACCUUCCUCGCUUGAUGGGAACCGGCCUUGUUCGCAAGUAUCUCAGCUACCACUCAAAUGGUGCUGUGGUCUCUCGCGUGACAAAACCAGAUGCAGGCAAUCGUGUGCAUUCUCACAUUCUCAAUUUUACGCCAGCAGAGGUUCAGCACAUGAGAGAUAAGAUCAAGGCACAUGAUUCCAAGUGCACCAUGACGCCUUUUCUUCAAACAUGCUGGCUUGUUUCCAUGUACCAGUAUGGCAAAAUAUUCUCUGGCUCGCUACGCGAAUGGUUCAUCGAUAUGGUUGUGCCCAUGCAUACUUCACAAUUACUUCCUAAUGAUCCAGAAGUCAAAUCUAUGUAUCGAUACGGCAGUAAUAUUGGCGGAUCUCGUUACAAUCUUCUCAUUUCUUCAUUGAAUGUGGGGGACGACAAGAACGCUUUUUGGUCAUUGGUCAAAUACUAUAGUGGUGUCUUCCACAACGCCAAAGAAAACAACGACUACCUCUAUCCACUAGGUGCCUUAAUGCUUGACAUGGUCCGUGGAAAGACAAAUGUCGAUAAGCUGGUGGCAGAUGAUCUACUUGGGCUCCCCCGUGAAGGUGUUGUGCUGAGCAACAUCGGCUUUGUGAAACAGAAUCCGAAAGUAGAAAGAUUCAGGAUCAGUGACUUAUAUUUUGCGCAAACCUUAGGGAGUCUGAGACAUAGCUUCACCUUGAGUUCUUGCACUACAAGUACGGGCGGCAUGAACCUGGUUAUGUGCGGAGCAUUGGGAACAGUCGAGCACAAGCAAGAUUGGAUUGAGCUUUGUAAUUUAUUUAAGCACAACGCCUUGGCUUACUAG
Lachancea sp. 'fantastica' is the source of this 1554-nucleotide messenger RNA. Lineage: Eukaryota; Fungi; Ascomycota; Saccharomycetes; Saccharomycetales; Saccharomycetaceae. The record is from the annotation of a GenBank genome assembly.